CCCUACGGUCAAAGCAGGAAGUUGCUGGUGUCAAGGAUCGAAACACCUCUUCGGAGUCACAUCAGAAAUCAGCUGGAAAAAUGGAUACAAAUUCUGGUUUAAAGCCAGACAUGGAAGCUGCUCAUUGCAUGAAUUAUUACUCUGGAACACAGUCAAACCAAGAAUAUUAUGGCUGCACUGAUUUCAAUGUGACCUCACAGUCAUAUGAGAGCGUGGCUGGUCACAAGAAAGGAUCUAAUCCAAUCCAUCAAAAUACUUUUUCAAAAUUUCACACUGACUUGUAUUGCCUUAAGGAUCAAAACGUCGACGGACAGUCAAACAAGGAAGAUGUUGGUUGCAAGCAUGAAAAGGAUAGAACUUUUGGUCAAAACAAUCCAAAAACAGGUUCACAUUCAUGUAAGGAUGUCCCUGAAAAUAAGAACAUCGAAUCUAUACCAAAGCAAGAAAAUUCAGCAGCUGGUCGUAAUGAUCAAACUGCUAACCUACAAACACAACAGACAAAUGCUGGCCAAAAACAUCAAAAUACUAGCAAACAAGCGCUGACGGAAAGUGCUGCUCGCGAGGGUCAAAAUGCCUGCCCACAGUCAAAUCAAAAAUUUUCUUGUAGAAAGGAUCACAACGCUUACCCACAGUCUGACCAGGACGUAGCUGGGGAACGGGAUACAACUUCUGCUCCAAAGCCAGAAAUUGAUCAAAAUGCUGGGCCUCAGUCAAACCAAGUAGCUGCUGGUAACAAGAAUCAGGAAAUUACUGGGGAAAUGGAUCAACAUCCUUACAAAGAGCCACACAAGGUAGCUGCAGAUGACAAUGGCCAUUACUCUCUUCCACAGUUACAUCAGAGAUAUUCUGGUCGUAUGGAUCAAAUCGCUGGUUCACAGUCACAUCAGAAUGGUGUCGGAAAAGAGAAUAAAUCGUCAAGCCCAAAGUCACACAAGGAAGGUACUAAUCAUAAUGAUCAUAUUUUAGACUCACAAGCGGAAGGGGAAAGUGUUGGUCGCAAUAAUCAAAAUAACUCUUCAGAUUCAUGCCAGGAAGAUUAUGAUCACAUGUAUCAAAACCCUAUCCCACAGUCCUGCACUGACGUAGCAUGUCACAAGAAUCAGAUUGACAAAAACAAGGAAAAUAUUGGUUGCAAGGUUCAAUAUACUGGGUCUCAGUCAAACCAAGACGAUGCUGACCCACAGUCACAUCCGGAAUUAGCUGGGGAAAGGGUUACAAGAUCUUGUCCAAAGCCAGAUAAGGAUACUGUUGGUUGCGAAAAUCAUAACUCGAGCUCACACUCUGGUCGUACUGAUCAAAAUGCUACCUCACAGUUACAUCAGACUGUUGCAGCCUACAGAGAUGAUUUUUACCUCGAGGAUCUUAACCCUAGCACACACUCACACACUGACAUAGCUUGUCGCAGGGAUCAAACUGGCGACCGACAGUCACACACAGAAGAUGCUGGUUCCAAGGAUAAAAGUCUUGGCCCGCAAUUCCAAUCAAGAAGUUGCUUGUCACAAUGCUCAAAACGCUAGCUCACACUCAAACAUGAGUGGUCAGCGGGAUCGAAAUGAUGGCCGACAGUCAAAGCAAGCAGAUAGCUGUUGCAAUGUUCAAAAUGCUGGCGAAGAGUCACAUCAGGAAGUGACUGGUCUUAUGGAUCACAUCAAUAGGUCAAAUUUACACCAUGACGUAGCCUGUCAAAGAGAUCAAAAUGUUGGCCAAGAGGCACACCAUGCUGUCGUUAUUGAGCAAACUGAACAAUCACGUUGGCCACAAACACAACAGGAUGUUGUCAGAUACAAUGCUCAACCUCCAGGUUUCCGUUUACAUAAUGAUCGAGACGAUCGCCAUGGCGACUAUCGCCGUUCAUCUAUGGUUUCUCCAUUUAUAGAAUAUUUACAUGACGAUCAUCCUAGGAUAGCAGCUGAAAGGCGGAAUGAUAAUCUGCGAAUUCCAGAUAUAAUAUUGGAAAAUGACUUCUUAUCUGGAGAGUUCAUUGCAAUACAUUAUCAGAUCCUACAAGAUAAUAAUCCGUACAUGGGAUACGGAAUGCCGCCUAAUUUCGUACGACUCGAUGGACAUCCUAGACUCGAUGCUACCAAUCUGAUACCACAUCCAAAUCAGCAGAUGCUUCAACAGGAUAGACGGAACUUUGUCCUACAACAGCGGGGCACUGAAGAGUGGAGAGAGGGCCAUGUUCUUUCACCAAGAAACGGAGGGUUCAGUGAGAGGGCGCAGAUGAGACCUGUAAUCAGUGUCAGGAAUUCAAGGGGGUAUAUGUGGAGAGAGGGCCAUGUUCUUUCACCAAGAAACGGAGGGUUCAGUGAGAGGGCGCAGAUGAGACCUGUAAUCAGUGUCAGGAAUUCAAGGGGGUAUAUGUGGAGAGAGGGCCAUGUUCUUUCACCAAGAAACGGAGGGUUCAGUGAGAGGGCGCAGAUGAGACCUGUAAUCAGUGUCAGGAAUUCAAGGGGGUAUAUGUGGAGAGAGAGCCAUGUUCUUUCACCAAGAAACGGAGGGUUCAGUCAAAGGGCGCAGAUGAGACCUGUAAUCAGUGUCAGGAAUUCAAGGGAGUAUAUGACUCAUAUUGGAAGUCCAGUACUUCGACUUCCUCAAAAUGGAAUUGACCAUGAAAGAAUGUGCCUGGUCUGCAGAAACCGACGUGCAGUUGCACAAUUGCAACCGUGUGGGCACGUUGUCUACUGUGACGUGUGUGUUAGCUCACAGCCGUCCUGCCAUGAAUGCGGUGAACUAGUGGAAUAUUUCAACUUAUAAAAUGGCAGUUAGUUUUUCCCUUUCAUUGUUUGUUUGAUUGAGACAGUCUUUGAGUUGGCAACUUGUGAACACCUGCAAUCUUAAUUUUAUUUUUGAUAUCAUUUUUAUAAACUAUUUUAGGAAAAUCCUUGUUGAUAUAAACAUCGUUCUAUUUUUAUAUUUGUCAUCAAAUUAAACAUGUAUGACACGAAAAAUAUCAAUGUAAUUAUAAAGGCUAUAGGCAUAUGUAGGUCCAAUGACCAUGUGAAUAUAUAGUCAAAGGGAAGCAACUUUGUCCACCAACAUCAAGAGAUAAAUUAGACGGUUAAAAAUGCAAUGAUAAAUCAACAAAAUAUAUUCUUUAAUUCCUGUAGAAAAAUAAUAUGUUCAUUUAUUAUACUUGCCUCACCAAUCUCAAGUCGAGUUUACCAAAAAUGUCAUGGAGAAUCAUAUAUUCUCUCCCUUGGUACAUUCAUAGCAGGCAUAGGAAAUGAGCUUUUACAAAUAUAUGUAAAAGGGUUCCAAAAGUAUACAGACAUAUAUACAAAAUAGCUAACAAUAUAAUAAAGCUUAAAUAUCACCAUCAUUGAAUUAUCUUCAAUCGGGGUAUUUGGGUAUUUGUUCCGAGGUAGAGGAAGAGGGAUUGUAUACUUUUUUUGAUAUGCUUAUCCCCUGAAUAUAACAACAACCAUAUAUUAAUAUUUUAUCAAAUGUGGUCAUAUUGAUGUAGGGAGUUUAUCAGUGAGUCUAUCUUUGUUGAUAUGCAUGUGGUGAUCAAAAAAUUAAUAUAUAUCAGGCAAUUGAAACAGAAAACAUAAAUGUUUUUUUUUCAGUUUCAAAUAAUGCCCCACAUUCAUAAGAAAGAAGGUUCUUCAUUUAAGUGGUUGUUAAGGAGGUCUAGAGAUUUUAGAGAACUUUCAGAAUUUCUUGAUUGGCAUCAAUCUGUAUUGUAUUUGCUGAUUCUAUAAAAUUGGAAAAUACUUUUGGCUUCAUGUUCACCCUGAUUUGAAUUAUUCAUAUACAAUGUAUAUCCUUAUUCAAAUUGAGAGUUUCUUACUGUAAUGAUUAAAAUAAUAGAGUAUUCUACUGUCUAAAGAAAACUUGUUGAACAACCUCAAUUUCUGUACAUAUAUAGGUAGGGAUAAAACUGUGUUGGUAACUUGGUACCUAUGUAUCAUAAGUGCUUUUUUUAUGUAUGACUGAACAAUUCUAAAUACAUAUGUAUGAGUUUAAUCAUUAAGUAUUUUAUACAUUAGUAACAAUUCCAUGUUUCCUUCGCUCUAUUAAAGGUCCAAAACUAUAUUCAUUUUAAAGUGUUGUAUGUGAGGCUUUUUACGUAAACCAAUUACUAUCAAGAUUUAUAGACUCUGAAAAGAAUUAAUCUGCAGUUAUCCUAUACGGCAUCAGCAGAUUCUGGUACUGGUCUAAUAUCAGAAAUAAACAAUAUACGAUACCUCACGUCGAUGUUAUUUUGUAAUACACACACAAAAUGUCUCCAGGUCAAAUUUAGGUCAGUUUUACAUGAAAAUGUUCAGGUAAUUUUGACCUUCAAAGAGCAGAUUAGUCAAUUCAUGUCAAAUUUAUGUCAAAAAAUUGACAUAAAUUUGACCUUAAAUUGACCUAAAUUCAAAUUCAGGUCAAUAUAUUUUCAGUUCAAAUUUACCUCAAGACAUUUUGCCUGUGAAGUCUUAGAAUGUUUAUUUUUUUGCAGUUAAUACAAACACAAAUUAUCAUUGAUGUAUAAUAAAUGGGCCUAGAACUGAGCUCUGGGGAUCACCAGCUUUUCAAAAAUGUUAAAAUAUUGAAUGAAAUCUUCAUUUCUUUCCCGAAAUAUAAUCAUAAAAACCUUUUAAGAACAUUUCCUCCUUUUACAUCAUAAAGCUCUAAUCUAUGCAAUGCUCCUUCUUGUAGGACCCUGUCAAAUGCCUUGUUAUAUCAUAGAAAUUUAAUCUUAGUUCCUUGUUUGCAUCUACGCUUCUUAUCAUAAUUGUGUAAUAAAUGGAAGAUAGUGUAUUUACUGUUUAAUCUUUUGGCAAACAAAUCGAUAUCAGAGUUAAUAUAAUUGUUGUGUGUUACGUGAUGAAGUUGAGGAGAGACAGCAUGUGUAUCAUUCAUACCUUUGAAAGAUUAACACAUCUUACAAAUGAUUCGUGUUCAUUGGUCGAUAUGUUAAAUGGCGUAAUAGUAUAUCAUCAAAUGUAUCCGGAAUUUUUGGGAUGUUUAUUCACUUUAACCUAUUCCUGUACUGUUUCUUCCUGCUUACAUUAUUUGAUUUGCUUAAUGAUUGUGUAUGAUUAAAAUACAUUCACUGAA
This is a messenger RNA of Pecten maximus, 5049 nucleotides long. RefSeq lists its product as uncharacterized. The transcript has 11 exons. Bases 1441 to 2757 code for a protein of 438 amino acids. The record is from RefSeq and is a predicted model, not a curated record. NCBI's taxonomy places the organism in Eukaryota, Metazoa, Mollusca, Bivalvia, Pectinida, Pectinidae.